Molecule: messenger RNA, 13890 nt
Organism: Penaeus chinensis
Lineage: Eukaryota; Metazoa; Arthropoda; Malacostraca; Decapoda; Penaeidae
Product: fibrillin-1-like
Exons: 39
Coding region: 1-13890 (4629 amino acids)
Molecular function (GO): calcium ion binding
Source: RefSeq, a predicted model, not a curated record
AUGCAAGACGGAUUCUUAUCGGCUUCGUUUUCGGAGGAACUGGUUCUCAUUUUGGGAUUAAAUUACAUCAACGAAUGCGACGACCCGGCCGCGUGCGGGAGUAACGCCAUCUGUACCAACCAUCACGGCAACUACACCUGCACGUGUCCGGAUGGCUUCGUUGGCAACCCUUACGAUGGGUGUGCCGAUUACGACGAGUGCCAACGCGCCGACGUCUGCGGUCCCCUGGCCAAGUGCCGGAACCGCGAAGGAGGACACGAUUGCGAGUGCCCGCUCGGAUACGAAGGAGAUGCUUACUCGAGGGCAGGCUGUCAGAACAUCAACGAAUGCGCAGGUAACCCCUGUGCAGCCAACGCCAUCUGCGUGGACGGAGUUAACAACUACACCUGCGCGUGCCCUCCCGGUUACAUCGGUGACCCCUACAACAUGUACGGCGCCUGCCAAGACGUGAACGAGUGCGUCGACCCGAGUUCCGAGCGCGACGACGACGGCGUCGAGACGACCACCACCGUCACGCUCGACGUCACCCUCGUCGACGACCUGUUCGAGAGCCUGCUGCCGGAGGCGCUGGAGAACGCCAUCAGCCAGGCGGCGUCGAACUGGAGCUUCCCGUGCGGCGCGGCGGCCACGUGCAUCAACACGCCGGGCUCGUACGAGUGCCGCUGUCCCGCCGGCUUCUCGGGGAAACCUCGCGAGAAGUGCACGGACGUGAACGAGUGCGGGCUGGCCUCCACCUGCGGAGAGAAUGCCAAGUGCAUGAACGUCCCAGGGUCAUACAAGUGCUACUGCCCGCGCGGCUUCGAGGGCGACGGCGACGUGGCCUGCAGCAGACGACACCCGUCAAUGUCACUUCUGGCAUCCGAUGAACAGCGCGACGAAAAGGACUUCUACGUCGACGAGUGCCAAAGCAACCCUUGCGGUGCCAACGCCGUCUGCAUCGACAGCGUGGGCAGCUACUCGUGCCAGUGCCAAGAGUACUACACUGGAGACCCUUACAUCGGAUGCGUUGACAUUGACGAGUGCACGGCCUUCAGCCGACCGUGUGGCAUCAACGCCGUGUGCCAGAAUGCCCAGCCAGGAUUCACGUGCUUGUGCCCUCAGGGGUAUAGUCCCAGCCCCACUCCCGACGUCGCGUGCAAGCAAUCUGCCGUUGACAUCCUGUGCCGCUUGAACUUCGACUGCGUGAAUAAUGCAGAGUGCAAGGCUGGUGUCUGCUCCUGCCGCGAUGGCUUCCAGGCCGUGGGUGCCGAGUGUCGCGACGUGGACGAGUGCCGGCUCUCUCCGUGCGGCCCCAACGCGCAGUGCCAGAACGUGCCCGGGAGCUUCCAGUGCUCCUGCAACUUCGGCUUCAUCGGGAACCCGCCCGACUCAGCUUGCAAAGACGUGGACGAGUGCCUGUCGGAGCCGUUCCCUUGCGGCGAGGCAGCCAAGUGCACCAACACCUUCGGGUCGUUCGUGUGUUCGUGUCCGUUCCCGCUGUCGGGUGACCCCUUAGUCAAGUGCAUGCCUCCGUGUGAAGGCGUUGAGUGCGGACCACACGCGACCUGCAAGCCCGAUGGCGUAGAGGCGAUGUGCAUGUGUGAUCCCGGUUGGACUUACGACCCUAAGGACAUCACCGCGGGAUGCGUUGACGUGGACGAAUGCACGGCAGGAAACCGUCCUUCGGGGCAGUGCGGCGACAACGCCGUCUGCACCAACACCCUGGGCUCCUUCACCUGCCAGUGCCCGCCAGGGUUCUCAGGAAAUCCAAACACGAAAUGUCUCGAUGUUAACGAGUGCCUUGGCUACCCGUUCCCUUGCGGUAAGAACGCCAAGUGCACCAACACACGGGGAAAUUACAGCUGCACGUGCCCCGAGCCCCUUGGCGGCAACCCCGAAGUGGAGUGUGACGUGGACGAGUGCCGGCGGCCCGGGACGUGCGGGCUUGGCGCCCUCUGCACCAACACACUGGGCUCCUUCACUUGCUCGUGCCCGCCCAACACGGUGGCCGACCCAGACCCCUUCACGCAGUGCCUGGACAUCAUGAAGUGCUCGGACGACAACGACUGCCCCGGCAACGCGCUCUGCCUCGCCAACCAGUGCAUGUGUCCCGAGCCCAACAUCGGCGACGACUGCAGGCACCCAUGCGAGGACGUUCGCUGCGGCCCGAACGCCGAGUGCAAGCUGAUCAACGGGCAGCCCAAGUGCCUGUGCGCGCAGGGCUACUCCGGCAAUCCCAUCGGCGUGUUCGGCUGCACAGACGUGAACGAGUGCGUGAACAACCCGUGCGGCAAGGGCGCGGGCGACGCUGCCCGCGAGGGCUGCAUCGCCGUCAAGAGCCCCGACUGCAGCAUUUCCAGCCCUUGCCCGACGGGGGAGCAGUGUGUCGAGGACAAGGCCCUCGGCGCCAACGUGUGCGUGUGCCAGCGCGGCUACGUGCGCGACCCUCAGACAGGUAGCUGCCGCGACAUCAACGAGUGCCUGGAGACCGUGGGCGGCAAGCUCGCCUGCGGCCUCAACGCCAAUUGCAAGAACCUGCCCGGGUCCUACGACUGCCAGUGCCUGCCCGGCUACGUCGGGAACCCCUUCAGCCUCUGCGAAAAGUGCAACACGCUGGAGUGCACGUGCCUGCCUCCGUACCGCAUCGUGGACGGGAACUGCGUGCUGGCCAAUUGCUCCUUGGGCAACCGGUGUCCCGCGGGCGCCGAGUGUGUCACCAUCCAGGGUGGGCUCAGCUACUGCGCCUGCCCCUCCGGGUACACCACCCUCCCUGACGGGUCUUGCCAGGACGUCGACGAGUGCGUGGCGCGCCUCCCCAACGGGCGCCUGCCAUGCGGUCCCGGCGCCGAAUGCUAUAACCAGGUAGGCGGCUUCGAGUGCCGCUGCCCGCCCGACUCCUCGGGAGACGCCUACACCACUGGCUGCUCGAAGGCCCAGGAAAAGUGCUCCAGUGACGCCGACUGCCUCGUGAACGAGCGCUGCGUCCAGCCCGGGAAGUGCGUAUGCCCGCCGCCCUACUUCGUCGACAACCAGGACAACAACCGAUGCAAGAGUCCGUGCGAAGCCUUCUCGUGCGGCAUCAACAGCAAGUGCACGCCCUCGGAUCCCCCUCAGUGCAUGUGCCAGCCCGGCUUCGUCAACAGAGGCCCCGCCGGCUGCGUGGACAUCGACGAGUGCCGCGAAAACCCCUGCGGCCAGGGUGCCAUCUGCAUAAACGAGAUCGGCACAUUCAAGUGUGAGUGCCCCCCUGGCACCGAGGGCGACCCCUUCAUCGACACAUGCAACCGAAGGGAGGAGGUCGAGUGCCACUCUGACGACGAGUGCCCCGGCGACCUCGCCUGUACCGACUCCGGCGAGUGCGUGAACCCGUGCAACGCCCUGCCCUGCGGCUCGAACGCCUACUGCGAGGCCGAGGACCACGCCGCCUGGUGCCGCUGCCACCCCGGCUACGCAGAGGGCCCCAACGGCGACUGCAUCUCCAUGUGCGAGGGCUUCCUGUGCGGCCCCAACUCGAACUGCAUCGUGGCGCGCGAUGGCCCGACCUGCAAGUGCGAGUCGGGCUUCAACGGCAACCCGUUCCCCGGCGGCCGCUGCCUGCCCGACCAGUGCUCGGCCGCCAAUCCGUGCCAGGACCCGCAGGUGUGCGUCAACGGCCGCUGCAAGGAGCGCUGCGAGGGCGUCGUCUGCGGCGUCGGCGCCAAAUGCGACAAGAACACCAACAAGUGCGUCUGCCUGCCCUUCUUCCUCGGAGAUCCUGACCUGCUCUGCGUGCCUCCGGUCACGCCGCCCCUGUGCACGCCCGGCUGCGGCGCCAACGCCCACUGCGAGUACGGCGAGCCCAACAGGUGCGUGUGCAACACCGGCUACAGCGGGAACCCGUACGCCUCGUGCGCCUCCGAGGAGGACCAGAAGGCCGACUGCGCCACCACGCGGUGCGGCACCAGCGCCGAGUGCCGCCAGGGCGUGAACCGCGUCGACUGCGUUUGCCCCGUCGGCUACCAGGGCAACCCCUACGUGGAGUGCGUCGACGUAGACGAGUGCAUCGGCACCGCGUGCGGCAUGAACGCCGUCUGCCUCAACACUCCCGGGAGCUUCGACUGCCGCUGCCAGGCUGGCUUCUCCGGCAACCCGUUCCAGAUGUGCAUGCCGGAGACCGUCGGCUCGGAAUCGUGUCUUGAGAACCCCGCCGCCUGCCCCGACUCGCCCUGCGCCACCGUCGUGUGCGGCCCCAACGCUGUCUGCACCGACGGUGCCUGCACGUGUCUUCUGGGAUUCAAGGGCGAUCCUACCAAUCUCAGCGAAGGAUGCCAACCUGCAGGAUGCCAAAACGAUCUCUUCUGCGCUGAUAAUGAGAUCUGCUUCUCCAGCGGCGGACGCCGUACUUGCGUCGACGCUUGCAACAAGGUUGAGUGCGGCCCCAACGCCUUCUGUGUUGCACAGGCCCAUCGAUCAGCCUGCUUGUGCAAGGACAGCUAUAAGGGCAACCCUAACGACCUGACUGCAGGCUGCCAGCCCGAGGACCGCGAGAGCAAGUGCACCACCGACAAAGACUGCAGCCCCGGCCAGGUGUGCCAAGUGGACGCCCAGGGCCUCAAGGCCUGCGUCGACCCCUGCUUCUCCUACGCCUGCGGUCAGAACGAGAUAUGCUACAGUCAGGCUGGACGCCCACUCUGUCGCUGCGAGGAAGGCUACCUGCGCAACCCCUCAACCAAACAGUGCCAGAAGCCUAAUGUCCCCGACUGCCAAGACGACCGCCAGUGCCCUCCCUCAGAUGCGUGUCGGCCCGACCAGCUGGGCGUCCUCAAGUGCGUGGGCGUCUGCCAGGAUUUCAACUGCCCCCUCCACUCCUCCUGCUUCGCCGUCAACCACCGUGGUCAGUGCCAGUGCGACCGAGGCUUUACAGGUAACCCCAACGACCGCAGCGGGUGCCGUCCAGUGCCCCGUGACGAGUGUCAGUCUGACGCUCAGUGCUUGGAGACUGAGAAGUGUGAGACACGAGGCAAUAUUCGCAAGUGUAUGUCUGUGUGCGACACCACUCGUUGUGGGCCCAAUGCUGUGUGCGUUGCCAACAACCAUGCCGCUCAGUGCCAGUGCCCGCCAGACAAGGCUUGCAACAGACUGGACUUUACUUGCUUCGAUGUCUGCUACGAUGCUUGCGGUGACAAUGCCAUCUGUCUUGCCGAGAACCAUCGCUACAACUGCAAGUGUCCUCCGGGCUCGAGGCCAAACCCGUCUGCCGAGAUCGAGUGCGUGGCCGUGAACCUGUGCGACCCUAAUCCAUGCCACGCCUCUGCCACCUGCUCACCCGUCGGAGGGAACUACCAGUGCUCCUGCCCUGUCGGAAUGGUCGGCGAUCCGUACACAACCGGUUGCCACCCCGAGGGCAUGUGUCCCAACGGAAAUGAUGACUGCCAACUGGACAGCGUGUGCAUCAAUGGCCGCUGCGCCUCUCCCUGCGACCGAGCCUGCGGACCCAACGCUCAGUGCAACGUCGUCAACAGGAAGCCCAUCUGCACCUGCCCGACUGGAUUCGUCCCCAACCCGACCCCAGACAAGGGCUGCACCCGCCUGACAUCUUCGUGCAACAGUGAUGCACAGUGCCAAGGAGGUGUGUGCCUGGAUGGACAGUGCAAGGUGGUGUGCCGAGACAACAGUGAAUGUGCCCAGGGAGAAAGGUGCUACAACAACAUGUGCAUGGUGCCCUGUGUCUCAUCUUCACAGUGUCCCACCAACCAGGCAUGUAUUUCUGGCGUGUGUCUCCUUGGAUGCCGCGGAAACACCGAUUGUCCUACAGCAAAUGCCUGCGUCAACAACAAAUGUGAUGACCCAUGCUCUAGAGCGAACGUGUGUGGUCCUAACGCUCAGUGCAGUGUGCUAAACCACUUGGCACAGUGCCAGUGUCCUUCAGGAUUUAUUCCAACACCAACACCACAACAAGGAUGCGUCCGUGUGCCUGUCACCUGUGCCACCAUCAAUGAAUGUGGUCCGAGCACUGUGUGUGAUUUCGGCCUGUGCAAGCCCGUGUGCCAGCAAAGCAAGGAGUGUGCGCAGGGUGAGAGCUGCACCUCGGGAAUGUGCCACAAGGUUUGCUUUGGUGACGGCAACUGCCUGCAGGGUGAGGUGUGCAUUGAGGGUGCAUGCGUAGGCGGCUGCAGAGGCAACAGCGACUGUCGGGUCAACGAGGUGUGCCUUUCCAAGAAGUGCAUGUGCGCCAAGGGAUACCUGCCAGGCCCCAGCGGCUGUGUCGACGUCGACGAGUGCCAGGAUAGGCCAUGCCACCCGAGUGCCUCCUGUGUCAACGUUCCAGGCUCAUACAAAUGCACGUGUCCCGCCAGCACCGUGGGCGACCCUUACCAGGCGCCCGGAUGCACCAAGCCAAACGAAUGCACUAACGACGCCCAGUGCAAUGGAGACCAAGCAUGUGAGAGGAACGGCGAAGGUGUCUUCAAGUGUGUGGCGCCCUGCGCAUCGGCUGUGUGCGGCUCCAACGCCCGCUGCAAGGUGGUCAACCGCAAGCCAGUGUGCGAGUGCGAGGCCGGCCACUUCGGCGACCCUAAUGACCUCUCCUUCGGCUGUGUCAAGGGAGACUGCAUUGUCAACGAUGACUGUGCUUCAAACAAACUAUGUGAUCUCCUCAGCUAUAAGUGUAUCAAUCCGUGUGACAGUGUGAACUGUGGCUUUGGACGAUGCCAGGCGGUGGACCACGCUGCCGUUUGCUACUGUGAGCGAGGCUUCCAGACGGACUCCUCUGGAGGCUGCGUGGAUGUGGACGAAUGCCGUGACACCCCGUGUCACCGCACUGGCCUGUGCCGCAACGCCCUUGGCAGUUACUCGUGUGUGUGUCCGGAGGGCCAGGUGGGCGACCCCGUAGUAACGGGCUGCCGCAACCCCGGAGACUGCCUCGACGACAGCGAGUGCCCAGAUGCCGCCGCCUGCUUCCAACUCAAGUGCCGCAACCCGUGCGAGAUCCCGGGUGCUUGCGGCAUCGGCGCGCAGUGCCAGACGGUCAACCACAAGGCCGUCUGCUCUUGCCCUCCCCGCACUACCGGCGACCCCUUGAACAGCUGCGUCGCCCUCGAGUGCCUCGGCCACAACGAGUGCUCGGCUGACAAGUCAUGCGUAAACAACAAGUGCGUGAACCCGUGUUCCAUCCCCGGCGUGUGCGGCAAGAAUUCCGAGUGCGUCGCCCGCGCUCACCUGCACCAGUGCUUCUGCAAGCCAGGCUUCACUGGCGAUGCCACUCUCGGCUGCACGGACAUCACUUAUUGCCAGGUGGAGACGGAUUGCCCCUCCGGCGAGCAGUGCAAUGGCGGCGUCUGCCUGCCCCGUUGUACCAGCAACCGUGAGUGCAUCAGCGACCAGGUGUGCAUCGAGGGCGCCUGCGUGCCCAAGUGCAGGUCCAACAACGACUGCCCCGAUUUGCAAGUGUGCCAGAACAACAUCUGCGUACCAGAAGUCAAGUGCCGCCAGAACGCCGACUGCAGUGCCGACGAGCAGUGCCGCACGAACCUUGUGGGCCAAGCUGAGUGCCGCGAGGUGUGCGACGGACUCACGCUCUGCGGACGCAGCGCCGAGUGCGUGGCAAUCAACCACCAGGCCGUGUGCCAGUGCCCGCAGGGCUACUUCGGCGACGCCACGGACGAGCGCCAGGGCUGCCAGAAGAUCGAGUGCGAGGUGGACGAGCAGUGCGCGCAGAACCAGCGCUGCGACAACUACAUGUGCAAGAUUGCCUGUCGUGUGAACAACCAGUGCGGUGAGAACGCCCUCUGUCUCUCCGAGGGCCACAAGGCGGUCUGCUUCUGCCGCGACGGGUUCCAGGGCGACCCCCUCAGGGGAUGCCAGCCUAUCGACUUCUGCAGGAGCAGCCCGUGCGGCGCAGGAGCCAAGUGCCACAACGUUCCCGGCAGCUACAAAUGCCUCUGCCCGCCUGGUACCGUGGGCGACGCCUACUCUGAAGGCUGCCAGCCUCCCGUCAUCUGCCUGGUGAACGGCGACUGCCCCGACUCCGCCUUCUGCGGGGAGGAGGACAACGUGCCCAAGUGCAAGGAUGUGUGCGAACGCGCGGAGUGCGGCCCGAACGCCGAGUGCGGCGCCGUCAACCACCGCGCCGUGUGCACCUGCAAGACCAGCUACGUGGGCGACCCCAACGACCGCGUCACCGGGUGCCGCCCCUACCAGGCAUCCUGCAGCCGCAACACCGAGUGCCCGCCGCAGACCAUCUGCGACGGAGGCCGCUGCAGACCGCCGUGCCAGAGUGACCAGGAGUGCGGCCUGACGGAGGCGUGCGUGCGGGGCCAGUGCAGCGACUUGUGCGACGAGGACGACGCAUGCGGCCUCAACUCCGCCUGCACGAUGGUCAACCACCGGCGCCAGUGCUCGUGCCCGCCCGGAUUCACUGGCAACGCGGAGACCGAGUGCUACAGGGUGCCCACCACCUGCCAGAGGACCAACGACUGCCCCGCCGGGUUCCUGUGCAAGGCCGGCGUGUGCGCCCCCGCCUGCGCCGGCGACAGUGAGUGCGCGCUCAACGAGAAGUGCGUCACCGGAUCCUGCAUACUGACCUGCCGCCUGGACAACGACUGCUUCCUGGGUCACAUCUGCCUGAACAACCUGUGCAUGAUCGGCUGCCGCGCCAACGAGGACUGCAUGGCAAGCGAGGCGUGCCUGAACAACCGCUGCACGGACCCCUGCGGCUCGUCGGCCGUGUGUGGCGCCAACGCGCUCUGCUCCGUCGUGAACCACCGCGCGCAGUGCUCGUGCCCCGACGGCUUCAUCCCCAACCCGACGCCCAACGUGGCCUGCGUCCGCGAGCCCAGCACCUGCGCCAUCAACUCCGACUGCGCCUCCGGGUUCGUGUGCACGGCGGGCAGCUGCCUGGCCAUCUGCUCCUCCGACACCAGCUGCCUGGACAACGAGCGCUGCGUCAGCACCGUGUGCCGCCCCACGUGCCGCCGCGACGACGACUGCAGCUCUGGCGACCUCUGCCGUAACCUCAUUUGCGUCGCCGGCUGCCGCGCCGACACACAGUGCCCGUCCACACAGGCAUGCGUCAACAACAAGUGCAUCGACCCGUGCGCGUCGCCCACCGCCUGCGGAGGCAACGCGCGCUGCGCCGUCGAGGGCCACCGAGUCAAGUGCGCGUGCCCGGACAACCUGGUAGGCGACCCCUACGUUAACUGCCGGCUGCCGGUCACGGCGUGCAGUGGUGACAGCGGCUGUCCGAGCGGCAUGACCUGCUUCUUCGGCACGUGCCGUCCCCUCUGCAAGAGCGACCAGGAAUGCUUCAACAACGAGCGCUGCGUGGGCGGCGUCUGCAAGGAGAUCUGCAGCUCCGACAGCCAAUGCGGCACCGGCAACAUCUGCGAGGGACGCCUGUGCAUCCUCGGCUGCCGCUCCGACUCGUCCUGCCCCUCGGAGCAGUCGUGCAUCAAUCGUCAAUGCCGAGACCCGUGCCAGGGCGCCACCGCCUGCGGCACCUGUGCCCAGUGCCAGGUCGUCAGUCAUCGCGCUCAGUGUAGCUGCCCUCCAACCGCCGUGGGCGACCCCUUCAUCGCAUGCACUACACCCCCGCGCGCCUGCUCCUCCAACACCGACUGCGCCUUCCGCGGGAUUUGCCAAUCCGGCUACUGCACCAAGCAGUGCUCGUCCUCAGACCAGUGCAACUGCGGCGAGACGUGCAGCGACGGCCACUGCCGCGCCCAGUGCGCCGAAGACCAGGAGUGCGCCCAGGGCUUCCUGUGCCGCUCUGGCGUUUGUGUGACUGGGUGCCGCGCCAACAGCGACUGCCCGCUCACGCAGGGCUGUGUCAACAACGAGUGCCAGGACCCGUGCGACGACGCCUGUGGGGACAACACCUACUGCCGAGUGUCGAACCACCGGCCGCUGUGCUUCUGCAACAGCGGCUACCAGGGCGACCCCGUCAAGGGCUGCGAGGAGUACGAGUGCCUCAAGGACACCGACUGCGACUCUGAGCAGGUGUGCCUCAACCAGGAGUGCAAGAACCCUUGCCUGCAGGAUACGUGCGGCACCAACGCGCGCUGCAGAGUGGACAGCCACAACGUGGAGUGCUCGUGCCCGCCCAACUUCUACGGCAACCCGCAGAUCGAGUGCAAGAAGGAAAUCAACGAAUGCCUCAACAACCCGUGCGCCAACAACGCGCAGUGCAUCAACACCGUCGGUAGCUUCAUGUGCGAGUGCAACAACGGCUGCCAGGGAGACCCCUACCGCAACGGCUGCCUGUGCCCGUUAGAGCAGGUGGAUCCGUGCGCCCUCAUCUCGUGCGGCCAGAACGCCCUUUGCCGCAUCGUCAGCCAGACGAAGGCCGAGUGCUACUGCCCCACCAGCCUGCCCAACGGCGACCCCCUCGACAAAUGCACGGGAGACUGCCGCCAGACGGGGUGCGGAACCGCGGCCUCCUGCCUCAUCGACCGCGACGGAAGCUACGAGUGCCGUUGCCGCCGUGGGUGGAACGGAAACCCCUACGACAAGUGCGUCCCUGAUACUCAGUGCACGCUUGACACAGACUGCCCGCCCACUCAGGCAUGUAUAAGUGGACAGUGUAAGGACCCCUGCACAGUGCGGGGGGCGUGCGGCGAGCGCGCACUCUGCCAGACCGUGGCACACGCGGCGCAGUGUUCUUGCCCGCAGUGCUAUGUAGGCCGCCCCAAGGUGGCCUGCAGGCCCGACCCCACCUGUGAUGUUAGCCCCAAGGACCCCCCCAUAACCACUGGCUGUCGGGGCGACUCUGAAUGUCCCGACAGUCAGGCUUGCGAUCGAGCCCAGUCUCAGUGCUAUGACCCCUGCGUCCGCGGAGGGUCGUUGUGUGAAGCCAAUAAGAUGUGUGAAGUCAGGAAGCACGAGCCCACUUGCAUAUGUAAACAUGGCUUUGUCGUAAAUUCAGUGGGCGAGUUUGUCUGUGCGACAGGGCCCAUAGAGUGCCGGGCGAACGACGAGUGCGCGAGCAACCUGGCGUGCGUCAACAACAAGUGUGUGAACCCGUGCUCGGUAGGCCAGCCCUGCCCGCCCUCCAAGCAGUGUGAUGUGCUCAACCACCAGCCCGUGUGCAUCUGCGUGAAGGACUGCAACCCCUCGGUCACCAUCUGUCUCCGUGACGAGGGAUGCGGCCCCACGGAGGCGUGCGUGUCCUACCAAUGCGUGGACCCCUGCGCCUCGCACGUCUGCCCCGGCGACACGCCAUGCUACGUGGAGGACCACAAGCCACUCUGUAAAUUCUGCCCACCCGGCUUUACCGUUGACCCUGAGUUUGGAUGCGUUAAAGACACCGAUACAACCUCCCCCUCCACCCCAUCCACCACCACCCGGACGUCGUGCCGCAGUGACGCUGACUGCGGCACCACAAAACAUAUAUGCCUCCAAGGACAAUGCACAAACCCCUGCCUGGUCGCCUGUGGGACACGUGACUGUUCCAUCAGUAUUGGCACUCAAAACGAAGUAAAGAUUAAUUGUCACGACACUUCAAAGACCACAGAACCCACUACCACACCCACUGCUGACAUCGGCAAAACCCUCAGUCCCAAAGAGCCCACUCACACAGUCGGCUUCUUCACAGACAAACCCGAUGCGACCGAUCGUCCACAAACACCUUUCGGAUUUUCCACAACCUUUUCCUCUGUCACUCCCGGCGUUACACUUUCUGUCACACCAGCCACGCCUCGGGAACCUUCUGUCACACCCCUCGUCCCUUCCUCUCACAAAACCACACGGAGGCCGGUUAAAGGUCCUACUCGACGGCCACCCAAAAUCAACACGCCCCGACCUCCACCUCCCUUUGGUGUCGAAGUCACGACCAGGCGACCUCCCCCCUUCUUCACAACGCCUCCAAAGGAGCUCCCUUUCACGCCAGCAGUUCCCGAGGAGACGCCGACACACACCACGCCCACACCGACGCGUGUAACAACGCCAAGAACUCCUCCGGUCACAGAGGACAACACCAUACACCGGCCUCCCACAACACCUAGGUCUCGCCCCAUUACACCGACUACAAAGCGGCCUAGAAUAACCAUCAAAAGACCCUUGUUCCCCAAGACGAGCCCCCGCCCCCCCACACAAACAGACACCCCGCACACCAACCCCCCCUUCCGCUUCACCCCCAAAACACCCGCCACUCCCGGUCCCCUGGAACCCGCCCCCCCCACCACCCCGAGUUCCUCGGUGCCCAAGACCCUGGCGCCCGGGCCCAAGACGUGCACCAGCAGCGUCGAGUGCCCAAGGAACCUUGCGUGCCUCCAGAAUAAGUGCACAGACCCGUGCAAGAUGUCUAGUCCAUGUGGUAGUGGGUUCACGUGUCAGGUGAUCAGUAAUAGACUAACAUGUCAGUGUCCCACGGGGCCAGCGCUAGGCUCCCGAUGCCCCGAAGCAAUCGGCUGCAGAGAUGACUCCGAGUGCCCGACCAGCCAGGCAUGCAUCAACGAGAAGUGUCUCAAUCCCUGUGUGGCUCGCAACCCGUGCAGUGCUAAGGAAGAUUGCAAAGUGCAGAACCAGAGGGCUACGUGUGUUGCAGCUAAAAUCCUUGCAUCUCCCGGGAACGAGUCUUCGAUCUCGAGCAGUUGGUGGGCAGUUGUAGCAUUUGUGAGGGGUCAAAAUUUCCCCAAAAAUUUUGGCUUUUGCCGUGGAUUUUUGUUCUUUGACUUCGAGUGCCGACGAGACGCGGACUGCCCGUGGAACGAGGCUUGCUUCUCGGGGCACUGUAUGAACCCUUGCAUCAUGACGGAGGCGUGCGGUCUGGGCGCCGACUGCCGCCCACUGCUGCACCGCCCACGCUGCUCGUGCCCCCAGGGCUACACGGGCGACCCCAAAAUACGGUGCACGCCCUCCACAACGCCCAAAACGCCCACAGUCCGCAGAAAAUGUACAUGCCAGUCCAACAACGACUGCCCCGCACACUUGUCUUGUGACGGUUGCACCUGCAAGCCACAACUCUCUGAAGUAGUGAGUUGCGACCCCCCUUGCCAGAACGACGAGGAGUGCGACGAGGAGGAGCUUAUCUGCAAACCAGAUAUCCCCGAAAAAUUAGAUAAAAUUUCUGAUCAAGAAGACAUGACUUUGUGGAAUCUCCCACCUGUUACCCAGCUCCUGAGACCUCUAACCACCAGUUCGUUCACCACUCCUACCACCACCACAGCUACACCCGCCACCACACUCACUGACGACACCUCUACAAUUGCCACCCCGCCCACAGAGCAGCCGGGUGUUCCUAGUGUACCCUCUAUGCGUCCUUCCCCCUCCCCUGUAUCCUCCCUCCCCUCCACCCCUCUUGAUGGAGUCACGGAAAGCGAUCAAUCCACCGUUGCCUCGGGGGAGACAGGAACGACCCUUCCUACCCCAGCUGAUCAGACACGACCCACUGUGCCAGUCGUCGGACCAGAGAUAGAGUCGGUGUCCCUCUCCGCCACUAUGCCCCCGGGGGUUUCACGGCCGACCCUCCCGCCGGUAGGGAGUGAGGUCGAGACGGAAGCCCUGGAGGCCAUGGAGCCACUCACUGCCGCCCCCGAAACCACCACGCCCGCCCUCGUCUCCACCACCGACCACGUGGCGCAGCCGAGCGAGGCAGUGACAGAUACUCCGCCGCGCGGCCAGUUCACUCCGCAUUAUGGCGAUGAGCCUUACGAUGGUGCCACUGGUCCUGGCACUGAUAGACCUUAUGGUCCAGGCACUGAUAGACCUUAUGGGCCUGGCACUGACAGACCCUAUGGCACUGAUAGACCUUAUGGUCCUGGCACUGACAGACCUGAAGGUGAAGGCAUUGGCACACCCUAUGGACCUGACACUGACAGACCUUAUGGUCCUGGCACUGAUAGACCAUAUGACCCUAUGGUCCUGGCACUGACAGACCCUAUGGCCCUAACACUGACAGACCCUAUGGUCCUGGCACUGACAGACCUGAAGGUGUAG